This is a messenger RNA of Spirodela intermedia, 4216 nucleotides long. Lineage: Eukaryota; Viridiplantae; Streptophyta; Magnoliopsida; Alismatales; Araceae. The record is from the annotation of a GenBank genome assembly.
AUGGCGUUAGGGAGAAACCCCCGUAUGGAGGGUAGGAGGCCUUCUUCUUCCUCCUACUGUUCAACCGUGACCCUCGUUUUGUUUGUUGGCCUUUGCAUGGUCGGGAUCUGGAUGAUGACAUCGUCAGCAGUGGUUCCUGUCGAUAUAACCACUUCUGAGGCCAAAUCUGAUGUUAAAAGCCAAGUUCAGACUGAUAUGCCAUUCGAGGACAGUUCUGGAGAUGUACCAGAAGGUCAAACGAAAGCUGAAAGUGCCACCGAUAAUAACGAUUCUUGGGGUGAGGGAAGUUCUGAGGCUUCUACGGACCAAAAAUUGAGUGACGAUCAGACUGUAGAUUUUCAGGAAGAAGCUCCUUCGAAGGGAAACGUCGGUACCAGACAAGGUUCAGAUGAUGCAUCGCCAGCACAGACAUACAAUGAUGCUGACGGGAAUCAAGGACAAGGUUCAAUUGAAGAUGUGGAAGAGGGAGUUGUCACGAAAACGGAUGCAACGCAGGAUCCCUUUGAAAAUGGAAACAAUGGGCAUAAUCCAACUGAACCCUCGGUGGAUGACAAACAGCAAUCUGAGAAUGAAAAAAAAUCAGACUCAGAAGAUAAAUUUGAUGCAGGGAAUACGGAGGGAAAAGUGGAAGAGAAUCAAGAAAUAAAAACAGAAAAGAAAUCUGUAGAGAACAGAAAAAACGAACAGACUGAAAGUGGAUCAGAUGCAGGGGGAGAAUCUGACGGGAUGCAAGAUGUGAAUAUUGACGCCCAGAUAGAGGAGAAGGUGGAUGAAAAACAAGCCGAGGAAACAGUUUCAAGUUCUGUUGACAAGAUAGACAACCAGUUCAGGGAGCAGAACUCCAGUACCGUGUUUCAUGAUGAUGCACAGGUAGAGACUUUGAAUGAGACCAACAGUCAGAAUGGGGCCUGGUCUACACAGGCCACAGAAUCAAAAAAUGAGAAAAAAGCCCAGGAAACCAUAUCAAGUCGAAAGAUCACUGGAUUCAGCUGGAAGCUUUGUAAUGUCAGUGCUGGUUCAGAUUACAUACCUUGUCUUGACAAUGAGAAUGCUAUUAAGAAACUCCGAAGUACUAAGCACUAUGAACAUCGAGAAAGGCACUGUCCUGAAGAAGGUCCGACUUGCCUUGUUCCCUUGCCGGAGGGAUAUAGACAACCAAUCAAGUGGCCUGUAAGCCGGGACAAGGUAAAUCUUCGUUUGUAUGAGUGGUAAAACUUUGACUCAUUCAGAUCUAAGUAUGAAAAUCGUUCAUCAUCUCUCGCAGAUCUGGUACUUCAAUGUACCUCAUACUAAACUUGCAGUGGUGAAAGGGCAUCAAAAUUGGGUGAAAGUGACUGGAGAGUACCUCACUUUCCCUGGUGGCGGGACUCAAUUUAAGCACGGUGCGUUGCACUACAUUGAUUUCAUUCAGGAGGUAAUUAUUUAUCCUUCCUGUGGUAGCUUAUUUCUGCAUUUCUCUGACUUUGCUUGACCAGCACAUCCACAUGGGUACAGAACAUCCUUAAACAUUUCGUCUGCCUCGCAAAUGUGAGUCUGAUAAGUCGUGUCCUUCAACCUUAUGUUGCACGAACCUGGUGUUAAUUAGAAUCCUAGCCCAUAAGUGAUGAUAUUAGUGCACAUUCCUUCCCGUAUUUGACGCAUGAAUCAGCACUAGAUGUCCACCUUUGACUUUUAUUCUUUCACAUCUUUCCUCAUUUCCUAUUCUACUGGCGUCCAUCCAUUUACUAUUUACUGAUCACGUCAAGUGAAUGUUCAUUUCCUUCUGGUCCUUUGCUGUCGACUGAACUAUUUUCACCAUAAAAAUUCCAUUACUGCUUAAAAUUUUCAUGUGCAUUAUUUUAGAAAGAAGAAUCGUGACCCUUGCUCUCGCCAAUGCUAAUCAUGACCCUUGCUCUCGCCAAUGCUACUGUAAACGGCAACAUGACUCUUCUCUUUUAAGAAUUGUAUCAAGGUGAAAAAUUGAAAUCGAAAUUUUGUAGAGGGGAUGUUCACAAUAUAGCAUAAAAUCUCCUUUGCAGAUUUUACCAGGCAUAGCCUGGGGAAAGCGAAGCCGUGUGAUAUUGGAUGUUGGCUGUGGAGUUGCCAGCUUCGGCGGUUAUCUCUUUGAGAGAGAGGUACUCACCAUGUCCUUUGCCCCAAAGGACGAACACGAAGCCCAAGUUCAAUUCGCGCUUGAAAGAGGAAUUCCCGCGAUUUCAGCUGUCAUGGGCACCAAGAGGCUCCCUUUCCCCAGCCUCAUAUUCGAUGUUGUUCAUUGUGCUCGAUGCAGGGUCCCUUGGCACAUUGAAGGUGAGUUCGCAGCUUGCUCGACACUAAUCCCCCUAUUCUACUACUAAAGGAAAGGUUUAUCUUCUUCGAGUUUCAUCCUGGAGAUGAUCGCAGGUGGUAAACUUCUCCUGGAGCUCAAUCGACUGCUACGUCCCGGUGGCCACUUUGUCUGGUCCGCGACCCCUGUUUACCAAAAACUGCCAGAAGAUGUUGAGAUCUGGAACGGUGAGCCAACAUAAGAUAGGAACAUAAAUCUUCGAUGAUGAUCGGUUUUCAUGUUUCAAUGCUCAUGAACUAUGAUUGACAUUCUGCUGUCUCUUGUAACCGAGGACAGCCAUGUCUGAGCUCACAAAAUCCAUGUGCUGGGACCUUGUGACCACAAAGAAAGAUACUUUGAAUGGAGUCGGUGUUGCCAUCUACAGGAAACCUUCUUCUAACCAGUGCUAUGACAGCAGAGAGAAGAACGAUCCUCCCCUCUGCCAAGAAUCUGAUGACCGUGAUGCAGCUUGGUCUGUCUGUCUGUCUGUCUGUCUCUCUCUCUCGCUAUCUAUCUAUCAAGUCCCUUUACUGUUUUUUCAUGUGCUCAGGAACAUAUCAUUGCAAGCGUGCAUGCACCGAGUGCCGGUGAGUCCUGCAGAGAGAGGAUCACAGUGGCCUGAACGGUGGCCGCAGAGGCUGGAGGCUGCACCGUACUGGUUGAAUAGCUCGCAGAUGGGGGUUUAUGGCAAGCCUGCGGCAGAAGACUUCAGAGCGGAUUAUGAGCAUUGGAAGCACGUAGUAAGCUCCUCAUAUCUCAAUGGGAUGGACAUCGACUGGUCCAACGUGAGAAACGUCAUGGACAUGAGGUCCAUAUACGGAGGGUAAUGCACCAACCAAGCUCCCCCCAUCAUUCCCACUCAACUUUAUUACCAAAUAUAUUUCAAAUUUCGCCUUUUUCUUUUCCAAAUUCCCCCCCUCUCCCCCAAAAAAAAGAGGGUCCGAUUAGGUUAUCGCUUCACGGUUCUUCCAAACUUUCUGGCAGAUUUGGUGCAGCUCUGAGGGACAUCAGCGUGUGGGUCAUGAACGUUGUUCCGAUCGAUUCCCCGGACACGCUUCCAAUCAUCUACGAGCGAGGGCUGUUCGGGAUGUACCAUGACUGGUGUGAAUCCUUCAGCACUUACCCCAGAUCGUAUGAUCUUCUCCACGCCGAUCAUCUCUUUUCCAACCUAAAAAAGAGGUCAGAUCCGUACUUCAUGCUUCGGCUGUUCCUCUCGAGUCAUUUUAUUUCUUGAACGCUCUAGUUUAAUAUGAAAGUCUAUGAAUAUAUAUAUUUCCUUUUCUCGAAGCCAUUUACAGUCUGCCCUGGGGGGAUUUCUCAUCAUCUGAUAAGAUCUGACUGGAGACAACAAACAGAUUUAUAAUUUUCUAAAUAUAUAUAUAUCUUCGUCAUUUAUGACUACAAUUUAAUAAAGUCUAUGCAUAUAUAUGUUUAGUUCCUCCACGCCCUUGUAGAAUCAGCAUACUUAUCAUCCCGGAGAGAUUGAACCCUCGGAUUUCUCAUCAUCUGACAUGAUGAGUCAGAAUAUUCUAUAUGUAUUCGUCAUUUUGGAGAACUACUGACCGAGAGAUAAGAUAAUUCAAUGGUAACUCAUUAUCGAUCAAUGAUUCCACAUCCAGCUUGUCCAUUGACCCGACAGAAAAUCUCUACGGCAGGUGCAAAUUACUGCCUGUGAUGGCAGAGGUGGACCGGAUUCUGAGGCCUGAAGGGUAUCUGAUCAUCAGAGACAACAAGGAGACGGUUGCCGAAGUGGAGGAGAUGGCCAGGUCUCUGCACUACGAAGCCAAGGUAGGAAAGUCAAAGGGGAAGGAGGGAUUGUUGUGGAUGAAGAAGACCACAUGGCGGCCUACGGAGUCUGGGGCCAAUGCUGCCGCCGCCACCACCACCGCCAGGGCAUCUUCAACAUCGUAG